AUGGCGAUAUUCUCACAAGACUCGGCUUCACGUUGCAACACAAUGAACUUUGGUAGGAUUAACCGGAGUGCUCAGAGAACCACUGAAAGGACAAGUGUGCUGUUUCAGAAUGAGGCAUGUUCAGAGGCAAGGCUGGGCAGGAGGGAAAAAUUAAGCUAGUUGGUUUCUUUUAGAGGAUAAAAACCAAGGCUGGGUUUGAGCAAGCAACAAAAGGAUAGUUGUUUUCAAAGUCGGGACCUCGUUUUUCUUCUUCCACCUGAACUGUAACAGCUUCAAGACAACACCUUCCCGAACAAAACCUUCCUGUUCGACCCUCCGUGGGACGUUUUCUGCCUUUAAAGUGUUAGUUUAUCUCCCAUAUGAGACCAUGAGGGUCUCAUAGCUGUCAUAGGUACAUUUCUUCAGGAACAUCUGUUCUGGUGAAUUUCCUCUGGUCGGGAUCAGCUUUUCCUGGGAAACUGUUUUGGAUCAGGAACAGCAUUUUGACAGAUCCUCAUUGUUUUUCUGUGUUUAUCUAUUUGGAGUGUAAAUCACAUCCAUGUAGCCCCUCCUCUUUCUGCAGACACUGCUGACGGAGAGCCAAAACACCAGAGAGCUGCGAGUCAGUCUCACACACACACACAAACACAGAGGAAGACAGAGGAUCUCCAGAGAAUAGACGAGCACCAGAAGGGAGCAAGUGCGACAAUAAGGAUAAACUCCCAUUUCUUGGACUAUGUCAAAAGGCGUAAAGAGGUUGGACCAGUGAUCUUUGCUCUGCAGGAUUUUAUUCUCGUGCUUGUGAGUAAAGACUGAACUAACAGGUUUUCUUCCCUGUAAAGUGGAUCCUUCCUUACUCUGGAGAACACUCUUCCUUUCUGUACUGUAGCACUAUGGACGCUUUAAGUUGUAAACAGUCCAGUCCAGUUUGUGCUUUAGACAUGCAUGUUUGUGUUGUUGUUGAAUAGUUUAUGUCAGAGUAAUAACAAUGGUUGAACCAGUGGGGUUUGUGGAGGCAUGGAAAGCCCAGUUCCCUGAGUCUGAUCCCCCUUGCAUGGACCUGACCUCAAUGGGGGGCAUUGAACAGGAGCUGGACAAAUGCAAGGUAUCUAUCAGGCACUUGGAGAAAGAAGUAAACAAGGAGCGCUUUCGGAUGAUUUACCUGCAGACUCUGCUUGCAAAAGAGAGGAAGUCUUAUGAUGGGCAGCGAUGGGGAUUUAAAAGGACGCCCCAGACAAAUGACGGAGACUUUUCUGGUGGCCCAGAGAGCCAGAGGACCCCCACAGAUAAGGCCCCUGAGGAGGAGCAGCAGCUAAGAGGGCCUGGCAAGACAGCCAGAUGUAAACCGCAUCCUGAAGGAGAGGUGGAUGGUGCAUCCCCAGCCAAACAGAAGGGUGGAGUGACACCCGUCCGACAGGACUCAGAGAUUCCUGAUUUCCCGUUGGGCACAGGCUCGGUGGCAGCUCUCAGAUCCAACUUUGAGCGCAUCAGGAGAGCCAACUCUCACACAGCCGGGGAUGGCAGAGGUUUGUCAGUGAUGGGUGGCCAGGAGAAACCUUUCUAUGUGAACAUGGAGUACCAUCAUGAGCGAGGGCUGGUCAAAGUCAACGACAGGGAGGUCUCAGACAAGAUCAGCACCCUGGGCUCUCAGGCCAUGCAGAUGGAGCGUAAGAGGUCCCUGCACUCUCUCCCAGGGAACCUCUCAGCCGCCACGGGGGACAUCAGCAAGGCUGUGCAGAGAGGCAGAUCCACUGAGGGGAACUGCAGCUACAAUGGGUCAUUUGAUGACGCCGAAGUCCACCCACACUUCCUGAAAGACAGUGUGCUCCGUUCCACUGGGGGAAAGUCUGAUCGGCAGCCAGCAGAGUGCCAGCCUUACACCAGUGUGUAUGUUGGGGGAAUGAUGGCUGACGGGGACACUCGAGUCAUCCACAUUAGGGACCACAGCAUAGAGGAGGAUGCACACCUCACCUGGCCGAGGCGCUCCUACUCUCCCGGCAGCUUCGACGAUGUAGGAGGAGGCUACACACCAGACUGCAGCUCCAACGAGAACUUAACAUCCAGCGAGGAGGACUUCUCCUCAGGCCAGUCCAGCCACGUGUCUCCCAGCCCCACCACUUAUCAGAUGUACAGGGACAAGAGCCGCUCACCCUCCCAGCACUCCCAGCACUCCUUUGACAGCAGCAGCCCACCCACACCCCUGUCUCAGAAACGUCUGAAGCAGCAGGUGACGGUGUCUGAGGCCUCCAUCGUUGGGGUCCGCAAAACGGGCCAAAUCUGGCCCAGUGAUGGGGACUCCACCACGUCCAGCAGGACCUCUCAUGACAACAGUGUUCAAGGAGAUCUGGAGGCUCCCUACAAUGAGACCCCUCCGUCAUAUGGCUAUGACCUGGAGCACUCAGAAGAGCACCAGCCUCGCCACGACCCUCUAUCCUUCACUGGAUCUCCGUCCUCCUCGCCACGACUCCGCUCCAAGAGCCGGAGCAGCCGAGACACCCAGUCCUCCGGGUCUCUGGAGUCCACGCUGUCGGUGGAGCUGGAUCAGGAGAAGGGGCUGGAGAUGAGGAAGUGGGUUCUGUCAGGAAUCCUGGCCAGUGAGGAGACCUACCUCAGCCACCUGGAGGCCCUGCUGAUACCCAUGAAGCCUCUGAGGGCUGCAGCCACAACCUCUCAACCCAUGCUGACCAUCCAGCAGAUAGAGACCAUCUUCUUCAAAGUGCCAGAACUUCAUGAGAUCCACAAGGACUUCUACGAUGCUCUGUUGCCCAGAGUCCAGGACUGGGGCCACCAGCAGUGUGUGGGCGACCUCUUCCAGAAACUGGCCAGCCAGCUUGGAGUGUACCGAGCCUUCGUGGAUAACUAUAAGGUUGCUGUGGAGACGGCGGACAAGUGCUGCCAGGCAAACGCUCAGUUUGCAGAGAUAUCUGAGAAUCUCAAGGUCAAAAGCACAAAGGACUGCAAAGACCAGUCGGCUAAAAAUUCACUGGAAACUCUUCUCUACAAACCUGUGGACAGAGUGACGCGCAGCACACUCGUUCUGCAUGACCUCCUGAAGCACACGCCCUCCAGCCACCCGGACUAUCCACUGCUUCAGGAUGCACUGCGCAUCUCUCAGAACUUCCUGUCCAGUAUCAAUGAAGAGAUCACCCCGCGUAGACAGUCCAUGACAGUUAAGAAGGGAGAGAACCGUCAGCUGCUGAGGGAUCGCUUCAUGGUGGAGUUGGUCGAAGGUUCCAGGAAACUCCGUCACGUCUUCCUUUUCACAGACCUGCUGCUUUGCACAAAGCUGAAGAAACAGGCUGCAGGAAAAGGGCAACAGUAUGACUGUAAGUGGUACAUCCCACUGGCUGAUCUGACCUUCCAGACCAUCGAGGACUGUGAGUCCACCCCAAUCCCUCUAGUCCAGGACGAGGAGAUCGACGCCAUGAAGAUCAAAAUAUCCCAGAUCAAGAACGAGAUCCAAAGAGAAAAGAGAACCACCAAAGGACCCAAGGUGAUCGAGCGACUGAGAAAGAAGUUGUCAGAACAAGAGUCUCUGCUGCUUCUUAUGUCACCCAACAUGGCGUUCAGAGUGGCCAACAGAAACGGCAAGGGUUUCACAUUCCUCAUCUCUUCUGACUAUGAGCGUGCUGAGUGGAGGGAGAUUGUUCGCGAGCAGCAGAAGAAGUGUUUUAAAAGCUUCUCUCUGACCUCUCUGGAGCUGCAGAUGCUCACUAACUCGUGUGUGAAACUCCAGACUGUUCACACGAUUCCAAUGACCAUGAAUAAGGAAGAUGAUGAAUCUUCUGGUUUGUACGGCUUCCUAAAUGUCAUUGUCCACUCUGCGUCAGGGCUGAAACAGAGCUUAAACCUUUACUGCUCUCUGGAGGUGGAUUCCUUCGGCUACUUUGUCAACAAAGCCAAAACACGUGUGUACAGAGACUCUACAGAGCCCAACUGGAACGAGGAGUUUGAGAUUGAACUGGAGGGCUCUCAAACUCUAAGGCUGCUCUGCUAUGAGAAGUGCUGCAACAAAACCAAGCAGAGCAAAGAGGACGGAGAGAUGACAGACAAGAUCAUGGCAAAAGGACAAAUAAAGCUGGAUCCUCAGACGUUGCAAAAUAAAGACUGGCAGAGGACAGUCAUUGCCAUGAAUGGGGUUGAGGUGAAGCUUUCCAUGAAGUUCACCAGCAGAGAGUUCAGUCUAAAGCGGAUGCCUUCACGGAAACAGUCUGGCGUGUUUGGAGUGAAGAUCAACGUAGUGACUAAACGAGAGCGCUCCAAGGUUCCCCUCAUUGUGAGACAGUGUGUGGAGGAGAUUGAGCGCCGAGGGAUGGAGGAGGUGGGAAUCUACAGAGUGUCUGGCGUCGCGACUGACAUCCAGGCUCUGAAGGCUGCCUUUGAUUCAAAUAACAAGGACGUGUCUGUCAUGAUGAGGGAGAUGGACGUAAACGCCAUUGCUGGAACACUGAAGCUGUAUUUCCGCGAGCUGCCGGAGCCUCUUUUCACUGAUGAGUUGUACCCCAACUUUGCUGGAGGCAUCGCUCUCUCUGACAGUGUGGCCAAGGAGAGCUGCAUGCUCAACCUGCUGCUGUCUCUACCAGAGCCCAAUCUGGUGACCUUUCUCUUCUUGCUGGACCACCUUAAAAGGGUGACUGAAAAUGAGAGCGUCAACAAGAUGUCUUUGCACAAUCUGGCCACAGUUUUUGGCCCCACUUUGCUUCGGCCCUCUGAAAAAGACAGCAAAAUCUCAAACAGCUCACAGCCAAUCUCCAUGAACGACAGCUGGUCUCUAGAGGUCAUGUCUCAGGUGCAAGUCCUUCUCUACUUCCUCCAGCUGGAGAGCAUUCCAACACCCGACAGCAAACGUCAAAGCCUUCUCUUCUCUACUGAAGUAUAACAGGAACAUCAUGCACUCAAACGUCCAUAAAUGUCCUGUUCAGAAGCAGAAUGUUAGCUGCUCAAUGUGGUGAAUGCUGCUGAGCAGCCAUGGCUGGCUGGUUUACUCCGAGGAUGCUUAAUGUAGCCACCAGGUGGAACCACCAACUCAUUGUAAACUAGAAAUCAGCCACCAUGACCAAAGCCAUCUCUUUUGGAGAUGUGAUGAGCAUGUGUGUGCUGUUUACAAGCUUACCUGCUGUGUCAGAAAAAGACAACCCUAUAUGAUGUAUGGACAAAAUAUAUCAUUCCUUUUUUAAUUUAAUUUAAAUUCCAAUUACUGUACUUUAAUCCACUGCCCCGGUCUGUCACUGUGCACAUUAGCUCCGUAUUCACAGAGGGGGAUUUCUGCUGUAGUUGGAUUUUGUAAGAUUUGAUUCUGCGGCUGAAUGAUGGAUGAAUGGUUGAAUGAAUGGACAUAUUUUUCAUGUGUGUAUUUUUUCCCAGAAAUGUUUGGUUGAAAGCUCACCUGUGCCAAUGUUUCCCUGCUGAUGACCAACAGAACAUUUCCCUUGCCCUAAUGUUUACACACACUCUUAAUUUUGUACAGAAUUAAAAAGUAUGAGACUGAAAACUGUAGUUAACACACAGCAACGUGCAGGCAUGUUGACCGAACCUUUUCAAGUGUUUUGUUAUCUGUGCUAUACAAUUUGUAUGGAGACCUUAUUCAGUUCACAGGUUCUUCUGGUGGUGUCCGGGCCAUCGUUCGAGUGCUUUUUUUGGAUUUAAUACAGGGAAGUGAAAGGCAAAUCAUUCCAGGAAAAGGCCAGGCCUAACCCUUCCACCUGUGAAGUGUAUACUGUGCUGUGUGUCAUUUUAAUCUCACAGUGGUCUUUUGUCCAUAUCUCAUAUGUAUUGUGUCCAUAUUGUUUUUUGGCUUCUGUCUGAUUAUUCAGUUUAUUCAGUUGAAGGUGAUGUAUAUGUGCUGCUCCCAGCAUUCCUUCUCUGUAGUCUACCUUUCUAUAUAGGACAAAACCACACUGCUGUAGAAGCACCUAGAGAUUAUGCAAAAUACCAAAUGUUUGUUUCCUAGUAGGAUCCUUGAAGCACAGUCAUUCAAUCAUAUCCAGGUCUCCUGGUUUAUUAACAUGUUCAUCAUCCACAUACCUAGUAUUGCUUUCAAAGCCAUAUGACAGUACGUUGUGUGCUUGCAUUAAUAUUUCUUUCCAAAUCACUUUAAGUAUUCAAACACUUGUUAGCACAAACUAUAACUCUAAAGGCGUGUGAUUUAUGUAAAAUAAGCAAUAACUCUUAGUGAUUCUUAGGAUGAGCAAUGACUAGUGGGUCUUGUAUGUAUGAUUUAUGUAAAUAAAACUUGGUAAUAUUA
This is a messenger RNA of Dicentrarchus labrax (European seabass), 6223 nucleotides long. Its product is annotated as PH_BCR_vertebrate and RhoGAP_Bcr domain-containing protein. Lineage: Eukaryota; Metazoa; Chordata; Actinopteri; Moronidae. Gene Ontology annotation, molecular function: GTPase activator activity; guanyl-nucleotide exchange factor activity; protein serine/threonine kinase activity. Gene Ontology annotation, biological process: protein phosphorylation; intracellular signal transduction; positive regulation of GTPase activity. The coding region runs from base 968 to 4858 and encodes 1296 amino acids. Gene Ontology annotation, cellular component: membrane. The record is from RefSeq and is a predicted model, not a curated record. The transcript is spliced from 23 exons.